Messenger RNA from Etheostoma spectabile (orangethroat darter), 1863 nucleotides. RefSeq names its product gremlin 2, DAN family BMP antagonist a (gene grem2a). Gene Ontology annotation, molecular function: BMP binding; receptor ligand activity. Lineage: Eukaryota; Metazoa; Chordata; Actinopteri; Perciformes; Percidae. The coding region runs from base 477 to 1055 and encodes 192 amino acids. The record is from RefSeq and is a predicted model, not a curated record. Gene Ontology annotation, biological process: animal organ morphogenesis. The transcript has 2 exons.
GAAGUGAAGCUUGGUUUGAUUCACACAAUGACCAAUAGAAUAAACCCUCCCAGUCUUGAGGAGGGAAGGGGGUGGUGGGGAUUCAAACUAAGGCAGGCUUUACAGUGAGUCAAACACUCUCAAAGACAGACGACAGACUGUCUCCACAGCACGGAGAUAUGGGCUUACUGUGACUGAGACCUGGAGCUUCUCUCUAAAACCUUAACACAAAAAGACUAAUAAGAGAAAGUUAGACUGAGAGAGAAAGUAAGGAAAGAAACUAAACUUUUCCAGGGAGAUGGAAAACUGAUCGUGUCCAACUCUUUGAAAUUUUAGUUAGAGAAAAAGAGGAGCAAGGACAAGCCUGAGGAUACUACUGAUUAUGUUGCCAUGGAAACCAAAACCUGGAAGCGGACGCAAGGACCACUGAAGGUGGACAACCUCCCUUGACUGCAUCCUAGACACAUUACUGUCGCGCUGCGACCUGUGGUGAGAGAAUGCUGUGGAGAAUAACUAUCCCAGUCAUACUGGCUGGGGUGCUCUGCAUGACUGCAGAGACCAAAAAGCAACGUCCCCAGGGAUCCAUCCCGUCCCCAUACAAGACCAAAGGGAACUUGUCCUCAGAACGUCACCACCGGCUAUUGCAGCAGAAACCAGAAGUGCUAUCCUCCAGCCGCGAGGCCUUGGUAGUGACAGAGCGCCGCUACCUCCGCAGAGACUGGUGCAAGACCCAACCUCUCCGCCAGACAGUCAGUGAAGAGGGCUGCCGCAGCCGUACUGUGGUCAACCGUUUUUGCUACGGUCAAUGCAACUCCUUCUACAUCCCCCGCCAUAUGGGCCCCAGCUCGGGUCAGGCCCAGAAUCGAGGCCAAGCCUCAGGCUCUGGAAGGAAAGGCCACAACAAGGCCCAGGAGCCGUUCCAGUCCUGCUCCUUCUGCAGGCCACACCGCAUCACACAGCUCACAGUGCAGCUAGACUGCCCAGACCUGCAACCCCCUUUCAGACACCGUAAGGUGCAGAGGGUCAAACAGUGUCGCUGCAUGUCUGUGGAUGUGAGCGGCCACGGGAAACUGUGAAAGGUCAUCACAUGACAUAUGAAUAUUAUAAGAGAAAUUUACAAACUUUGCCAAAGAAGGAGUGGCUUCAAGUUGAACUAUUCUGCAUCGUGUUGUACAAAUUAUGGCUUGUCCCACAAUAAAAUGACAUGAAACUGAUAUUAAACAAAGGCUCAGAGAUGUUUUAAUCAGAGUCUAGCAGCCAUGUUGGCAAGCUGAUGGUGUUGGAAAAAACUCAUUCAAGAGGCUGUGCAAGAGACGCUGAUCUUGAAGCAGCCAAAUUUCAACAUUACACAAGUUUGUACUCCGUUAUUUCAAAAGGUUUAUAUCUGCCUGGCUUUUUGUACAUUUGUAACUGGACUCAAACUAGAGUUUAAAACUACAAAACAUUUUAGAUACUGAUGAUAAUUCAGUUUCUUAAAGUACAUGUAGUAAUAGUGUGACCCCUUUAAUUUCUUCCAUAACAUGUUUUUCUGCAGGUGGAGCUUCAGAUUUUGCCAGCAUUGCUUUUUUUUUCCUGUAGGAGAUGUGACGGUGUUUUACAAAUAUUGUACCUGUAGUCCAGUAUCUUUUUUCCUCAACUUCUAUAAUGUCCCAAACGAUACACAAGUUGAUGUCAAAGAACAUAUUUCAAGAACCAUGAAGCAACACAGCAAUGAAUCUGGCUGUAUACUGUACAUUUGCCACAAAUCUACUAGCCAGUAGGAAAAACAUACUGCAGCAUGUGUAAUGGAGGUGCAAUGCAAUAUAUACAGUAUAUAUAAAUAUUUCAUGUAUGUGUGUAAGUAUGUCUGUGAAAAGUAUAUUAAAUCUAUUUCAUAUGAAACAA